Molecule: messenger RNA, 378 nt
Organism: Funneliformis geosporum
Lineage: Eukaryota; Fungi; Glomeromycota; Glomeromycetes; Glomerales; Glomeraceae
Source: the annotation of a GenBank genome assembly
AUGGAUACCAUUCGUGAAAUAACCAAACAAUAUUUUCGCACUGACUUGCCUCCCUUACAAGUUGGCGAUAAAGUAGAAAUUAUUACUAAAAAUUUUAAUCAAAAUGAAAAAAAUAAAGAGGAUGGAAAGCCAAAACAUCGUUUGACUCGUUUCAAAGGCACGGUAAUUGGUCAAAAAAAUCCUUGCCAAAUUGGUUAUACUUUUUCAGUAUUGAAAGAUAGCAAAGGAGGUGAUAAAGUGGCAGUUAAAAGCAUUUUUUCUUAUCAUUCUCCUUCCAUUGUAAGUAUUAAAAAAAUAGGAAGAAUUGAUGAAAAAGUUCACCAAGCAAAAUUAUAUCAUUUAGAAAAAGAAUUAGCCAAAAAGAAAGAUAACGAAUAA